Cicer arietinum (chickpea) is the source of this 2738-nucleotide messenger RNA. RefSeq names its product ABC transporter G family member 23. The record is from RefSeq and is a predicted model, not a curated record. NCBI's taxonomy places the organism in Eukaryota, Viridiplantae, Streptophyta, Magnoliopsida, Fabales, Fabaceae. Gene Ontology annotation, molecular function: ABC-type transporter activity; ATP binding; ATP hydrolysis activity. Gene Ontology annotation, cellular component: membrane. Gene Ontology annotation, biological process: transmembrane transport.
UUUUGUUUUUUCUACUCAGAUAAGAUUUGACAGAACUUCCAAGUUGAUGUGAGUUUGGAAUUCUAGCUAGAAAGUUGUUUAAUAAGUUGGUGAAGUAAAAUGAAAUCAAGAAUAAAUAUAUCAAAUACCUCACUUAUAUUUGAUUUGAACAUCAAAGAUCUCAGAUAAACUACUUCUACCAAACAUGCCAUACAGUCAACUUGGUUGUUUCAACUUCCGUUUCUUCUCAAUUUGAACAUUCUUCCUUCUUAAACUCACUCAUCAUCUCCCAAAAAAUAAUCAAAUCCACACAAUGACAACAUGCUUGAAUCCACAAACCAAUGAAGAUGAUUCUGUAAUCCUCUUUUCAACUUCCAAUUCACCGGAAGAUGAUUCCAUUAGUCCUUUUUCUUCUUCUUCUUCUUCCUACAAUUCACCACCACCACCAACACUACAUCAUCAUUACCAAUUCAAGAAAACAGCAUACAAACUUUCUGUCAAAAACCUCACUUAUACUUUUUGUCAAAAACAGCCUGCAAUAAACAUACUAAAAUCUGUCUCUUUUGUUGCUACAACUUCUGAGAUUGCUGCUGUUGUUGGUCCAAGUGGCACAGGUAAAUCAACCCUUCUCCGAAUAAUCGCGGGUAGGGUCAAAGACAAACACUUUGAUCCCAAAACUAUAUCAAUUAAUGAUCAACCUAUGACUAGUCCAUCUCAGUUAAAGAAAAUUUGUUGCUUUGUAUCACAACAUGACAACUUGCUUCCUCUUCUAACUGUCAAAGAAACUUUGCUGUUUAGCGCGAAAUUUCGACUAAAACAAAUGACACCAAAAGAUAGAGAAACAAGAGUAGAAAGCCUUAUGCAAGAGCUAGGACUUUUUCAUGUUCAAAAUAGUUUUGUUGGUGAUGAAGAGAAUAGAGGUGUAUCAGGUGGAGAAAGAAAAAGGGUUUCAAUUGGUGUUGAUAUGAUUCACAAUCCACCAAUUUUGGUCUUAGAUGAACCAACUUCAGGACUUGAUAGUACCUCAGCUUUGCAUGUGAUUGAGCUUUUAUCAUCAAUGGUUAAAGCAAAGAAAAGGAUAGUGAUUCUUUCAAUUCAUCAACCUAGUUAUAGAAUAUUGAAAUAUAUUUCUAAGUUCUUGAUACUAUCUCAUGGUUCACUUGUUCAUAAUGGUAGCAUAGAGUCACUAGAAGAAACUAUAUCUAAUUUGGGUUUUCAAAUUCCAAUUCAACUCAAUGCUCUUGAAUUUUCCAUGGAAAUUAUACAAAGUUUAGAAGAAUAUUCUAGUUCUAGUUCUAGUUCCAAACGUGUCACCAUUGAGGAAAAUGAGACUUUUCCAAGGACAAUUUGGCAAGAGGAAGAAAAGGGUCUUGUCCAAUUCCAACAACAAUAUCAAAAGGAAAGUUUUUUCAAUCUUUGUUAUGUGAACUUCAUGGAGAUACUAUUUCUUUGUUCAAGAUUUUGGAAGAUUAUUUAUAGAACAAAACAACUUUUCUUGGCUAGAACAAUGCAAGCAUUAGUUGGUGGAUUUGGUUUAGGAAGUGUUUAUAUAAAAGUAAGAAAAGAUGAAGUAGGAGUUGGUGAAAGGUUAGGACUAUUUGCAUUUAGUCUUAGUUUUCUCUUAUCUUCAACAGUUGAAGCACUUCCUAUAUACCUUCAAGAGAGAACUGUUCUUAUGAAAGAAGCUUCAGGAGGAGCAUAUAGAAUCUCUUCUUACAUGAUAGCCAACACUAUUGUUUUCAUUCCUUUCUUGUUUGUGGUUUCUAUCCUUUUUGCUGUCCCUGUUUAUUGGCUUGUAGGACUCAACCCUUCAUUCAAAGCCUUCACUUUUUUCACUUUUGUGGUUUGGCUCAUUGUGCUAAUGGCAAGUUCAUUAGUCCUUUUUUUGAGUUCUAUUUCCCCUGAUUUUAUUUCAGGAAACUCACUCAUUUGCACUGUUCUUGGAGCCUUUUUCUUGUUCUCUGGCUACUUCAUACCAAAAGAGAGCAUUCCAAAAUAUUGGAUUUUUAUGUAUUAUGUGUCACUUUAUAGGUACCCUUUGGAUGCACUUUUGAUAAAUGAGUAUUGGAAUGCUGGAAAUGAGUGUUUUUCGGAACAACAAACAGAAGGGUCUUCCUCAAAGUGUUUGGUUACUGGAUUUGAUGUGUUGAAGAGUAGAGGACUUGAAAAGGAUAAUAGGUGGAUGAAUGUCGGGAUAAUGAUUGGUUUCUUUUUUUUCUAUCGUGUGCUUUGUUGGGUUAUACUUGCUAGAAAGGCCUCAAAGACAACAAUAUAACACAAACAAUGAACCACAAAGUGCAUGAGUCAAUAUUAUUCAAAAAUGAAACAUAGGUUUCAAACAAAUGUUAAGUUCAUUAUAGUUCACAUUAAGAAGAGACUUGUUUCCAUGUUCAUAAUGUAGUCCACAUAUUUUAAAAUGGACCUUCUACCCAAAACCAAUCACUUUCAAGAGAUGUUUUAACAAUUAGACCGAACUAGCCGAUUCAUCUAAUUGAAUUAGUAAUCGGUCAGUUUGAUUUCAAUUAUAUUGCAGUCCAAUUGAAUCAAGAUUGGACCAGAUGGAACUGAUUGAACCUUUAUUUUACGUAUUUUUUACUUUUUUUUUUAUCCGUCGUUUGAUUCAACCAUAGUUGAAUCAACUAAACCAUGAUCUAAAGGUUUCAUGGGUUGAUUUUCCAUUUCAAUUUUAAAAACAUUGUUAGAAGUUUCUUUUGGUUGUUGUCGAUAUGAUAUAAUAUAAUGAAGAUUAAAUUUUAUUA